CCGUUGAGGAAUACCGCGCGGGGGGCUAUCAUCCAGUGCACCUGGGCGACGUCUUCCACGAACGUAUGGCUCGCAAGAGACCAAAGGCUACAAAAAGACGUCACCUUGAAAAUUGUCAAAGCAGACGCCUCGAAGACUAGCAUAGAGUUUUCUAUCCUGCUUCAUCUAUCAAAACCAGAAAUAUCUCAUCCCGGGAAAGAUUAUAUCAUCAAUCUGGCCGAAUGGUCUUCAUCUUGUGCUCGUCUUCCCGGCUAUGCUAUCCGACGCCCUGUCCGUUGGCUCCCUGGAGUUGAGAUUGACCAGAGUGCUCCCAAGUAUCUGAUGGUCUCUCAACGCCUUUAUGGUCUGCUGGACGAUGCCGACAUUUCCACAUUGCUUGUCAAAAUUUGUGACUUAGGUGGAGCCGUCCGCAAUGGCGACAAUUCCUCUGUUCCCGUCACUCCUUUGGGCUUGCGGGCCCCUGGGCUGGUCGAGAAUCUUCCUUGGGAUUUCAAAAUCGAUGUCUGGUCUCUAGGUUGCUUGAUAUAUUUUGUUAAUAUUCACUAG
Messenger RNA from Penicillium vulpinum, 546 nucleotides. RefSeq names its product serine protein kinase. Lineage: Eukaryota; Fungi; Ascomycota; Eurotiomycetes; Eurotiales; Aspergillaceae. The annotation marks the transcript as partial. The record is from RefSeq and is a predicted model, not a curated record. The transcript is spliced from 6 exons.